Messenger RNA from Talaromyces marneffei, 2856 nucleotides. RefSeq lists its product as uncharacterized. Bases 1 to 2856 code for a protein of 951 amino acids. Lineage: Eukaryota; Fungi; Ascomycota; Eurotiomycetes; Eurotiales; Trichocomaceae. The record is from RefSeq and is a predicted model, not a curated record. The transcript has a single exon.
AUGGCAGAUGAAAACAUCGCGGCAACGCCUGUAUGGCAAGAGAACGAGAACGCAGCCUCAGAGAACCCAAGACUCACUAACAAGGAAGCGAAAUCGAAGCUACGGGAAAAAUAUAAUAGAGAGACAAGAAAACUGCACAGGGGCUUCGUAAAAGAGAAUCACAAGAAUUAUAAGGACCCGGAAGAAGUCGAUAGUCAAAUCAUCGAUCUAUCCCAGCUCCUGGACCCGCCGGACAACUUCAAAAUCCAGAAUCUUGAUACUAGGCAUCCAGAAAUGGCUGAUGGAUUUGCCCUAUUAGUACAUCAUUUCUGGAAUAUAAAUCCGCAGGUAUAUCCAAAAAAUGUAGGGGAUAGAAUUAAACUGUUCCGGAAAUUAGCCUACAAUCAAGAUGAACAACAUAGACCUCGCGAUCUUAGGGAGCUUUCUGACCUGACACGCGAUGCCGGACCUAGGUUGCUGAAACCAGAGAUCCUUCGUCGGCUUGGGAAGCUGCCUAUUAGUCGACAUUAUCCGGAAUUCACAGAAGGUACUGACUGGGAGGAACAGCGGAUCCGCCCUACACAUCUUCCUAAGAAUCAAGCGUCAGGAGGAAAUGAUGGAUGCGAAGACGGGGAUGGACCUGGUGCUCUCGCUUUAGAAGAAACUCCGCCUAAUCUGGAUCUCAUUCGAGAGUGCCUGGAGAGACUCCUGAUUCAAUUGAGGUAUCGAGAGCUGGAAGUAGUGAAUCCGACACGGGAGGAGGAACUAUUCCAUGCCCUAAUUGAUUCGUCCGAGGGGAGUCGGAGAAAGCGCUUGCCGAUUCGAAAGGUACCCUUGACACUCGACAAUAAUCAUAAAGUGGAACCGAAUUUUGGUGGCUUUACUCAGCCGCAAUAUCCAUCUCGAGAAAAGGGGCCUGUUGGUAACGACUUUGAACCUGCCAACAAUUCGAGAUUUGACUGUAUAAUGAUAGCUGGCAAAUUCCUUGAUGCUGGGUUCACGAAAGUCGAUACUGAAAAUCUCCACUCUCAUGGUGCACAGCAGACAAAUUCUCAUAGAAAUUUCUUGAAUAUGGUCCAAACUGACUGGAAACAAGGCGACAGUGAUAAAAGCCAGCUAGCAAGAUUGUAUUUUCAUCGGCGAUUUAAUGACCUCGAGGCCAAGGACUUUAGGGAUCUUAUGUACAAAUCAACUCUCUUGCGCCCGCAAUUCAGUCACACUAUCUCUCGCCAAAUUCAAUGCGAGAAUGAUCACGAAAUGACUGCUCCACCAGAUACAGUGACGACCUCGCUAGUUUGUUUUGAUGAACCAUAUACCAAAGACGACGCUACUCGUGCUACCAUGCAGGAAGUUUUGCAAUCGCUCUUCCCGCAGCAGGAACUUCCUCCGGUAUAUAAAGAUCAGACCCACGAUCAUCCUUGUACGGUUAAGAUCUGUGAAGGAAAGCCCAAUAAAACAAUUGUCCACCGUUCCAUGCCUUUACGCAUAGCAGUCAGCUUGUCCUCACAGGUCUCGCCAGUAGGUCAUACAAGCAAUGACAUCAGGAUCAAGUUCUACAAUGAUGAUAAAGGAGGCGCGGAGGAUAUCGCUGUAUACCGCUGGGUCGGCGGGAUUUAUGCCGAUACACAAAUCGAGAAUUCGAUUACACAUUAUAGAGUUUACUGGACUGACUCACUGCGAGGAGGACAACCGAGCGAGACCAUUUCAAUUUACGAUCCACUUCAAGCGGAUGGUCAGGUGAUUGAGGGAGUAUUCCCAGCUUCUCAGAAUGAACCUAUCCCGGCAGGAUGGUGGCAGGAUAAAUUCAAACCAGUUCUAUUUUAUGAACGUGUAUUUAAUCCUGACAUGCUGGAUAUUACUCUCGCUGCUGCUAUACUUGGUGAUAUGAAGCAUGUGUCCGAUAACAGCCAAUAUAUACUGCAGGUUCAUGACCCUCAGUGGAAAUUUUCACCACUGUCCAACGACCAGCCUAGGGACCAGGGUGACUCUAAUUCCCCGCGUCCCAAUCCACCUCCUACAACUGGGGGCCCAUCGGGAACCUCACCUUAUGAAAAUAUCACAGGAUAUGCAGGUGCAGCCUUUGAUACGGCGUUGAACGAUCUGGAUUCUGGAGAUGUUCAUAUGCAAGAUGGUGUUGAUUACAACGAAAUAUCACAGCCGUCCCAUACUUUCUCCCAGAAUAAUGGAAACACAGGAGAUGCUGAGGCUGGAUACAAUUCGAAUCUGAUCCGAGGCCUUAUGCCUCCAUCAACCCGACCAGCCUCAGACAAUCACGGAAUGUUUCGUGCAUUCAACAGUGACAUGAGUCAAGUAGCACCUGAUCGACCUAGAAGCCUGCUUACAGAGCAUUAUAGUCAACCCGCAGCCACAAAAAUCUCCACUUCGAACUUUGCUCCCCGCGAUCUCGACAAUCGUUUACAAUUUAUACCUGUUCAACCUUCAACCGUCCAGGGUUUGAGUUCUACGGCUCAAAACACACAAGUGACUGCUCAGUUUGAAUCGGUAGUACCCGGGAAGGGCGAUAUACGUUUGUCUCAACCUUUGAACUCUGUAAACCAGACAAUUACCGCGCAUACUGGCAGCGGACUCCCUAGUCCUACAUUCACUCUCAGCGACUUCAUCCAAAUAACACCUCACUUGGCUAAUCUAAACGCGCCUCUACGAAAUCCACUAGAAACUUAUGGAGAACAAGAUUUUACUGGCGACAAGCUCGAGAAUGUUUAUGAUGAUCUCUUUGGUUCCACAAUACCAAUGAACUCUUCACAGGUUCCGCGAGAUAUAUUGGAUACGCUGCCGAGCUGCCCCGGUGGAACAUCGUCAGGAGGAUAUCAGUCUCAACAGGGUAUAAAACGAUACUGUGAUGGGGAAUUUGCAUAG